This is a messenger RNA of Pseudogymnoascus destructans, 408 nucleotides long. RefSeq lists its product as uncharacterized. The coding region runs from base 1 to 408 and encodes 135 amino acids. The transcript is spliced from 5 exons. Lineage: Eukaryota; Fungi; Ascomycota; Leotiomycetes; Thelebolales; Thelebolaceae. The record is from RefSeq and is a predicted model, not a curated record.
AUGCCGUCCCAAGUUCUUGUUCAAUUCGAGACAGGAGAAUACCUAGACCUAAAGGCAGCGUUUGAAAAACGUCCUAAAGAGGCUCAAGACAUUUAUACGAAGGUUGUGAGUAUGUUCAGGGGGGCGAAUCCUGGAUCCAUUGAAGAGCGCUUUUACACAUAUGGACAAGAGUUUGCUAUUAUCGCGCUCUACAUUGCCACGAAUAAUAACUACAAGGUCUUCAGAGACAUUGGCGACCUUGACGCUAAAGAUCGAGUCAAGCUCAUCAAAGACACGCCGGGGGCGAAUAAAGGAAACACAACAGCUUAUUCCUCCGCUAGCAAAUAUACGUUCAGAUGCCUCACCGGCCCCUCAACCAGCGAAUCAGCCCUCUCCGAUCUCUCAGGCAACAAGUCCAUUAAAUCCUAG